AUGAUUUCGUAUUUCAGGCGAUUUCAUGCGCCUGGACGGCGGAAGCGUCUCAAAUCGAAGUUGAAGGUGUUACUCCAAUCGCAUUACAAAGCACAAUACACCCAAGCAUACCCUGAAAAACUCGACAACAAGCAUGACUUUGCAAACCCGGUGAUGGCUGGUCCCAAACCGGGUAAGCUCUCGCGCAGAGCAGUUGUGGAAAUGCUCGAUGAUCUUGCUCUAGAACCAAAUGAUACCCUUUGCGAGAAGGCUCACUUGAAAGCAUCGCUAGAGGAACGUGACAUAUGUCCCACAGUCUGUCCUCCUAGCUACGGGGAGUGCGUUGGGCAUGACCAUCAAGGUGUCGAUGGUACUCAGGUAUCUACAAACUGGUCUCACGAUUCCAAGGUUGUCACUCAACUAACGCCACAAAGCACGGAAGAUUCUCUUGAAAGCCCUGCCCUUCCAACAACUCACGAACUCGAAAGAGGUAGAAAACGUGACAUCUUGUAUCGCUCCCAGCUCAAUGACUUAGCAACACGCAAGGGAAUGCGUAGACCAUCCCCCAAGAAGAAUCGUAUGGCUAAGGCUCUGCCACAAGCUUUAAUCUGCUUUAGUAUGAUCAUUCAGCUAGACAAAAGGGUGGAAGGUUGGAACCGAGGCUUCGUAGCUUUGAAGAUCUUGGUCUUGCUUUCGCUUUUGCUCAUAUACGGGAGGGCCAUUUUCUUUUGA
This is a messenger RNA of Australozyma saopauloensis, 711 nucleotides long. RefSeq lists its product as uncharacterized. The record is from RefSeq and is a predicted model, not a curated record. Bases 1 to 711 code for a protein of 236 amino acids. The transcript has a single exon. NCBI's taxonomy places the organism in Eukaryota, Fungi, Ascomycota, Pichiomycetes, Serinales, Metschnikowiaceae.